UUAUCUACACGUGGCAAGACUGUGUUCCCUGCCCAUAAGUUAUACACUCACGGCAAGCUGUGCAGUUAGUGCGAGCUGUUCCUGUCCCGCCAGGAUGAGCCUGCCCGGAAACCAAUUCAAGCUGCCCAACCAGGUGUGUCCACCCGCAAACCAGAUCAAGGAGCACAGUCAAGACUCUCAGACCGUAAACCAACCCAAGGAGUACGGCCAGGCGCCCCGGGUGGUGUGCCCUGACCCUGACGCAGUUGUGGAGCUGAACGUAGGUGGCCAGUUCUACACCACCACCAUGGGCACCCUGAUGAAACAUCCGGGCUCAAAGUUUUCAGAGAUAUUAUCCAAGUCAGCUAGACACCAGAGAGAUGCACAGGGCCGCUUCUUUGUUGAUCGGCCUGGCACCCAUUUUGGGCUUCUCUUGGACUACCUACGCACCGGGCAGGUGCCCACAGAGUUCAUUCCUGAGGUAUACCGUGAGGCUAAGUUCUACCAAAUCCACCUUCUGGUCAAGAUCUUGGAAGAUACACCACAGAUCUUUGGCGAACAAGUGGCUCGAAUGCAGUUCUUGUCGGGAGUGCCAAACUACAGAGAGAACCUGGAGGUCCUGCUGCGUCUGGCUCGGGCAGAGGCCGUGGCGAUGCGCUCCUCCAAGGUGAUGGUGUGUGUGGCGCGCACGGAGGAGGAGAGUGCCAAGUGUGUGGAGCCUUUGCAUAUCUUGGAGGCCAAAAAGACACCCGUCGUCAAAUUUGGGCCCUGGAAGGCAGGCCCUGUGACAGAGGACUUCUUGUACUGCCUGGAGAAGGACAUUAGAGACCAGGGGUAUAAGGUGACCUCGCACAGGUACCUGAAUAGGGACCCACACUCCUGCUUCUGGGUAUUCAGCUUCAUCUGGUGGUGAUCC
This is a messenger RNA of Acomys russatus (golden spiny mouse), 895 nucleotides long. RefSeq names its product potassium channel tetramerization domain containing 14 (gene Kctd14). The transcript is spliced from 2 exons. Gene Ontology annotation, biological process: protein homooligomerization. Lineage: Eukaryota; Metazoa; Chordata; Mammalia; Rodentia; Muridae. Gene Ontology annotation, molecular function: protein binding. The coding region runs from base 95 to 892 and encodes 265 amino acids. The record is from RefSeq and is a predicted model, not a curated record.